This is a messenger RNA of Pteronotus mesoamericanus, 1618 nucleotides long. RefSeq names its product DMRT like family A1 (gene DMRTA1). Gene Ontology annotation, biological process: sex differentiation; regulation of transcription by RNA polymerase II. Gene Ontology annotation, molecular function: protein binding; RNA polymerase II cis-regulatory region sequence-specific DNA binding; DNA-binding transcription factor activity, RNA polymerase II-specific. Gene Ontology annotation, cellular component: nucleus. Lineage: Eukaryota; Metazoa; Chordata; Mammalia; Chiroptera; Mormoopidae. The coding region runs from base 1 to 1500 and encodes 499 amino acids. The record is from RefSeq and is a predicted model, not a curated record. The transcript has 2 exons.
AUGGAACAGUCUCAUUGCGGUGGCAGAGGCCGCAGCGGCAGCGGUCGACCCCACCUGGCCCUGGGACUGGUGGCAGCAGCCCCUCCACCUUCCUCACCGGCGUUGCCAGUACCCCCGGGUAUACCGCUUCCUCCAACUUUCCUGCGGCCUCCCAGCCUCUUUCUACGGGCAGCCGCGGCUGCCGCCGCCCCCACCGCGGGAAGAGGAGGCUGCCCGGCGGCUCCCGCGCUGGAGAGAAGGGUGGGCACGGUGAGCUGCGGCUACCCGCGGACUCCCAAGUGCGCCCGUUGUCGGAACCACGGCGUCGUGUCGGCGCUCAAGGGCCACAAGCGCUUCUGCCGCUGGCGUGACUGCGCCUGUGCCAAGUGCACCCUGAUCGCCGAGCGCCAGCGCGUCAUGGCCGCCCAGGUGGCGCUGCGCAGGCAGCAGGCCCAGGAGGAGAGUGAGGCCCGGGGGCUGCAGAGGUUCCUGUACUCCGGACACUCGGGGCCCGGGGUUCGGACCUCUGGAGGCAGCAGCAGAGCUGAGAAUUCCCAGGCGGCGAGCGACCCUGCGAAGGUGACUGCGCUGGGUCUUGAUGCCUUGAAACAGGGUAGUGGUCUGGCGACCCCUGCUUUCGAGGUUUUCCGGCUAGAUUAUACGGAGGAAAAGCAAGAACAAAAAGAGAGUAGAUGUGACUCGUGCCAGAGUGGACAAAAAGAGGUCUUCAAAUCUCAUCAGCUUACCCUGGAAUCAUCUCCAAAGGCUAUUGGUGUCAUCGGAAAACAAAAUGUUACAUCAUCUAGUUCAGAAAACUCAAACAAGAACAAUAGCUUUCCGAAUCCUCACCAUGGGGAGCAAUCAGGAGGUGAAGAGAGUCCCAGGUCUCUUUCAUCCUCUGACCUGGAAUCAGGAAAUGAAAGUGAGUGGGCCAAAAACUUCACUGCUACCAGAUCCAGACUUCCCACUGUGUCCUCAAGACCAAGGGACCCUCUUGAUAUCCUUACCAAGAUUUUCCCAAGUGAUAGGCCCAGCCGGCUAGAAGGCAUUCUGCAGUUCUGCAAAGGGGAUGUGGUUCAAGCUAUUGAACAGGUCCUAAAUGGGAAAGAACACCAACCAGACACCAGGACCCUAGCAAGCUCAGCAGAAUUGGGAAAUACAGCUUUCCAGAGAGUUUCAAAUUUUAGUUUAGCUGGGAUUGGUUUUGGAACUCUAGGAAAUAAAUCAGCUUUCGCUCCUCUUCACACCACUUCUGCUGCUUAUGGAGGUGACUCAAGUCUCUACAGUUUAAGUCCUAGACUAGGCAUCAGUCCACUGAGGCUUGCAUAUUCUUCUCCAGCAAGAGGGCUAUCUGGUUUCAUGUCUCCCUACCUAACUCCUGGGUUGGUACCAGCACUGCCUCUUCACCCAGCUUUGGAUUAUGCCUUUUCAGGGAUGAUUAGGGAUUCUUCCUAUCUUCCUAGUAAAGACUCUGCCACUAGUAGCAGGCUGUAUUCCAGGCUGAAUCAAGACAAUCUAUAAUGCUUCUGCCUAUUCUCCCUUUCUGGAGUCUAUCUAGAAGGCAUGCAAUAUAACCCCCACACCUACACCCACACCUAUAUCUGUUAAUGUGUUCACUAUGUAUGUGAGCAGACUGUCA